Messenger RNA from Doryrhamphus excisus (bluestripe pipefish), 2406 nucleotides. It is a transcript of the gene rmnd1, whose product is annotated as required for meiotic nuclear division 1 homolog. Lineage: Eukaryota; Metazoa; Chordata; Actinopteri; Syngnathiformes; Syngnathidae. Gene Ontology annotation, biological process: positive regulation of mitochondrial translation. The record is from RefSeq and is a predicted model, not a curated record.
GACCCUCAGCUUUUCAAGAUGGAGGUUGAUUCACGAAGUUUAUGUUUGAAACAUUUUUGCGCGCAAAUGUCAUUUUGUUAAUGUUUUUGUUUUUGUCUGUCGACGUUCUGUUAUUGGCGAGCUAGCUGUUUGCUAGCUUGGUUAGCAGUUAUCCGUAAGCUUCAUUUUCGCAAAUAGCGAGCGCCGUUCGUAUUGAUGUAAUUGUGAUUUUGUUUAUUUUACAUAAUUAAUUAUAAGCAGCAAACUCUUACGGGUAGCUAUUGUUGAAGUAGGUUGUUCAUUAUUUCACUCCUUGUUUUAAUGACAUGUAUUUCCAGUCGACGACAUAGUAUGUAUAGAGCGAUAUAGCGCUGGUACUUGAACGCCUCAUGGGGCAUUUGCGUCCGAGAUAGUGUAUGAGCAGCCGCCUGGGAAAAAAAAAAUGCUUCUCCGGUCUCUUUGGGCUAAACUGGGCGCUCAGCAGCCAUCGAACUGGAAAGCAAUGUACGUCUUUGCUUCAGCUAGUUUCCCUAAUUCCAGCCUAGCAUCCAAAUAUGAAUUUAAAGGCCGGAUUCACUCAUGCUGCUGUGGCCUCCAGAGGCGUGCCCUUUCAUUUGCUUUAAGAGGGUUUAGAAGUCCAAACAGGAACUUUUUAACAGACUCGGACCGCAGCAGUGAACAGAAGCGUUUUUACGUGCCAGAUCUUGUCAAGCCGGUCUUAAAAGCCAGUUUGAAACAAGUGACAGGGCCCGGGAAGAGAGUCCCUAAAGGGCCUAGGACUAAACAACCGUCCAGAGCCAAUCAACCCUCUAUGACUGAAGACAUGUACAUGAUGCAGUGUAUCGCCUUUGCAACAGCAGACCAGUACAAUCUGCCCACCCUCAGCCUGGAUCUGACAGGACACGGCUUCCACGAGGUGGACUUUCCUCGAGACGCGUCCAAUGUGUUGGUGAUAAGCUCUGACGUGGCCUCCAGACCAGACGACAGGGCAAUCAUCUUCUUCUUCAGGGAAGGCUCGGUGGUUUUCUGGAAUGUUGACGAGAAAAUGAUGAAAACGGUGUUGAGGAUACUGGAGCGUCAUGAAAGUCAGCCGUAUGAAGUUGCGUUAGUCCACUGGGAAAACGAAGAGAUCAACUACACCUUUGGAGAGGGAAACUCCAAAUUGGAGCGAGGAAACUUUGUGCUGUGUAACCACAUGGAUCAACAGGAAGCCAUCUUGGAGAAAUUUGCCUUUUCCAAUGCUUUAUGUUUGUCAGUGAAGCUGGCCAUAUGGGAGGUGUCCUUGGAUAACUUUGUGGAGUCCAUUCAAUCUAUUCCUGAGACACUGAAGUCAGGUCAGAGAGUCAAAUUGUCAUCCGCAGAAGUCAUGCAGAAGAUCGGUGAGCUGUUCACUUUAAGACACUGUAUAAACCUGAGAUCCGACCUCCUCCUCACGCCCGACUUCUACUGGGACCGCGAGAACCUGGAGAAACUCUACGACAAGACCUGCCAGUUUCUCAGCAUCAACCGCAGGGUCAACGUGAUGAAUGAGAAGCUGGAGCAUUGCACUCAGCUGACCGACUUGAUGAGGAGCCACCUGAGCGAGAAGCACAGCCUGAGGUUGGAGUGGAUGAUCGUCAUCCUCAUCACCAUUGAAGUUUUGUUUGAACUUGUAAAGAUGAUCUAAAUGGGCCAAAGAUGGCAGAUGACGUCCCCACAGUGCCAUGCUGCGUUCAGGGACCAGCAGUCAUGAGGUAUUCUGGCGAGAAAUGUUUUUUUGUUUGUUUUUUUUUUAUUUCUUGUUGACUCUGGACUGCCUUUUCUUGACACUGAUUAUCACAUUAUAUGAAAUGUUAUAUUUUAUGCCACUGAAAGCAGGGAUCUCAAACGUGCGAGCCAUUUGCGGCCCUCAGGACCACAUUUUGUGGCCCCAUAUUUGAUAUCAAAGAUUUACGUAAGUGCGUUUCGUGAAGCCUGGGCAAAUUCAGAGGUACCGAACACCGACCACAAAAUGUGAACCAAGUACAAAGCUAAGAACCGGACUUGACAAAGUUAGCUAGCUCUCCAGAUGUAUUGGGUCUGAGGGCCCAGAUCUGAAGGGCGGAUGCCAAGACUGGCGUGGGAAACAACACAAACACUGACGGCUGAACUUUUUUUCUCACUUUUAUUCUUCGCUAAAGGCCAUAACAUUUUGGAAAAUAUGUGAAUCAAAUGUAGCUGAUGCAAAAAUAUGCAGAAAACGGCAUCAAAAUGUUAGCUUUCAUGCUGUGUGUAAUGUUGAAAAUACUGAUAAAUAUCCAUUCAUGUUGAUAUAUUUCUAUAUUGUUGCAGCGUGUUUACAAUGUACAAGGUCAUGUACAGCAGCAGACUUAUUGCAUAUGUAUUGCAUAUGUAGAUCCCAUAUGAAUAAAAGGAAAUUCUUAAAAAAAAAAAAAAAAUAGUGCCGCA